Messenger RNA from Linum trigynum, 4531 nucleotides. The record is from the annotation of a GenBank genome assembly. NCBI's taxonomy places the organism in Eukaryota, Viridiplantae, Streptophyta, Magnoliopsida, Malpighiales, Linaceae.
GUUAUUACAAGCAGCCACAUAUACAUGAAAGUGGGUAUGGUUUAAUGAAUUGGGUGUGGUUGUGUUAGUCUCUUAGAAGUUAGAAUUUAUGAGAAAGUGAAAAAGUUAUUUCCUUUCGGGUUUUCAUCUAUCAUAAUGUAUGAGUUUUUAUCUAAAUUUAGUGUUGCUAUGUUGUCUACAGUCUACAAGAACAAAUAUAGUAUUAGAACAAAGCUUUAUUUUUUAUGAGUCCAAACGAAAGGAACGAUUGACUCUUAAGUGGUUAUGCAACAGAUGAGUAUAUAAUAUAUUAGAUAUCUACUAUUUCUUAAUUGGUAAGUUUAUUUAGGAGUGUCAAUUUCAACUAUGUCUCAAUUUUGAGACAGGACCUCCACGAUUCACUGAUCGGCCCUACGAGAUGUCAAAUUCCCACCCAUCACGAGUUUCGAAAUGACUCCCACUAGAUAGCCGCUCCUUUCUCUCUUUUUACACCCUCAUUCCCCACCUGUCUUCCUCCCACAACAGGAACAUCGCUUACUUUAGAGGCUAGUUACUCAAAUCACUAGAGGCCAUUCGAAAAGAAUUCUUGUUUUGUAUAAUUAUAGUACAACACCAUGUUGAUUUUGAAAGAAAUUAUUUCGAAAAGAGUUUGAUUGAAUAAUACUCGACAAGACGGGUUCAAAGCUUGGGCUAAUUCCAAAUCCUUUUCCACACAAUCAACGCUUGGUUGUUUUGCCGUAUAGACUCCGGGUCAUGUGGUUGUGGACUUGUGGAGGAGGCGAUCGAUGGAUGGAGCUAGAGCUAAUUCGUAUAAUUGGGCCAUAAACUUUCUGUCCAAAGGGAAAUUCUUUAGCAUACGAUGGAAGCUGAGGUAACCUGGGCCAACGAAUGGACUGGAACUUGGGCCCGAAGAGGUGGCUCCAGCAGACCCGAUGUUGGGCUGGGCGUUGUGGGAUAGAUAGUUUUUUUUUUUUUUUUUGUAAUCAUUUAACUUAAUAUUUAAUUAAUUGAAACAUAAUAUUAAUGCAAAAAGCCAAAAAUAAUCAUGCGUAAUUGUAAUUUCACAAAAGAAAAACAAAAGAACUCUUAUUAUUGGUUACAAACAUGUGAGAUCAUACGAUUGACCAAUAAAACAAUAUCGUAUCGUGAUAAAACACAAACAAAUCAAAACUUUCAAUAUGCACUGUAGGGGCCAAAAGAAUUGCGUAAAUAUAUAAACACAAUAUAUAUAUAUAUAUAUAAAGGAAGUAUCAAAUCCAAGAAGCGUUUCUUCGUAGUCCCAGAAUGGGUCUCUCUAUGACUUGCCGUAGUUAUUCUCUUCCUUCACAAACCUACAUCAAUAAUUAUCAAGACCAAAGGACAAAUAGAAUGUUAGAAACACACAUAUGGAUAAUGUUAUUGACUUAGAGAAUGACAUGCAUAGUACAAUUAAUGAUUAGGGUUAUAUAUGUGAACGAACUUACAUGUAUGAUGGUGGAAGUAAUGUAUGAAUUGUUUAGUAAGUGGCCGGAGGUGGUGGGGAUUUGUAAUAGUAGUAUGGCGGCGGUGGAGAUGGUGAUGGAGGUGGUGGGGAUUUGUAGUAGUAUGGCGGCGGUGGAGAUGGUGAUGGUGGUGGCGGCGACUUGUAGUAGUAUGGUGGCGGUGGAGAAGGAGAUGGAGGGGGCGGAGAUUUAUAAUAGUAGGGAGGAGGAGGAGAUGGUGAUGGUGGAGGUGGAGACUUAUAGAUGUAUGGAGGAGGAGGCGAUGGGGAUGGUGGUGGUGGUGAUUUGUAGUAGUAUGGUGGCGGUGGGGAUGGAGAUGGAGGCGGCGGUGACUUAUAGAUGUAAGGAGGAGGAGGGGACGGUGAUGGUGGCGGUGGCGACUUGUAGAUGUAAGGAGGAGGAGGGGACGGUGAUGGUGGCGGCGGCGACUUGUAGAUGUAUGGAGGAGGAGGGGAAGGUGAUGGAGGAGGUGGCGACUUGUAGAUGUAAGGUGGUGGAGGAGAUGGUGACGGUGGAGGCGGAGACUUGUAAUAGUAUGGUGGUGGUGGUGAUGGAGACGGCGGAGGUGGCGACUUAUAGAGGUAAGGUGGAGGAGGGGAAGGUGAUGGAGGAGGUGGCGACUUGUAGAUGUAUGGCGGAGGAGGGGACGGUGAUGGUGGCGGUGGCGACUUGUAAAUGUAAGGAGGAGGAGGUGAGGGUGAUGGUGGUGGUGGAGACUUGUAUAUGUAUGGAGGAGGAGGAGACGGUGACGGUGGCGGUGGUGAUUUGUAGUAAUAUGGUGGUGGAGGCGAAGGUGACGGUGGAGGGGGAGACUUAUAGAUGUAAGGAGGAGGAGGUGAGGGUGAUGGUGGUGGUGGAGACUUGUAGAUGUAUGGAGGAGGUGGCGAUGGUGACGGUGGUGGUGGCGACUUGUAGAUGUAUGGAGGAGGAGGUGAUGGAGACGGCGGAGGUGGCGACUUGUAGAUGUAUGGAGGAGGAGGCGACGGUGACGGUGGUGGUGGCGACUUAUAGAUGUAAGGAGGAGGAGGUGAGGGUGAUGGCGGAGGUGGCGACUUAUAGAUGUAAGGUGGUGGAGGAGAUGGCGACGGUGGAGGAGGAGACUUGUAGUAGUACGGUGGUGGAGGAGAUGGCGACGGUGGAGGAGGAGACUUAUAGUAAUAAGGAGGCGGAGGAGAUGGCGACGGUGGCGGGGGAGACUUGUAAUAGUAAGGAGGAGGAGGAGGUGAUGGAGACGGCGGAGGAGGAGACUUGUAAUAAUAUGGACGCGGUGGUGAUGGUGAAGGUGGUGGAGGUGACUUGUAGUAGUACGGUGGUGGUGGCGGCGACGGUGACGGUGGCGGAGGUGACUUGUAGUAGUAAGGCGGAGGUGGAGAUGAGUAGUAGUAAGGCUUAUCGUCGGCUGCUACGUAGCUGAUCGAUAGCAGGCAUAUCGCCGCCACGAACACCCAUUGGUGAGGCCAAAAAUUGGCCAUUCUUAGGCAAAUCUUUGGUUUGCUUAAUUCUCCCUGCCAAGUUUUAGUUUCCAAAUGUGUUAUGGUGGGGAAGUUUUGAGGAUGGAUUUGAAGCCUUUGCUUCUUUGGUUUAUAUAGGCUCGUGAGUGAGGAAGAUAAAACAAUAUCAAAAUGGAACAAAUUGGUUAAUGGGACUCCACUAGUUUCAUUUCACGUACGUACUAACGCGGUGACUUUCUUGGUGCAAUGAUUUUGGUAGAUAAUUGAUAAUUUUUAUAAUAAUUUGAUGAACUAGUCAAGUUAAUUUAAUAUAUUGUCAUUAUUUUAUUUUUAUUUUACUGAUUAAUCAUGAAGUAGUCCUCUUCAUGUAACCAAUCAAUUGUCACAAUUUGGAAGGGAAGAAAAUAAGCCACUAUUAAAGUACACGGUUAGUUAUUAUAUAUGUAGACAUUAGGCAUGUUAAUGGAGGGGGAUAGGUUUUUGAUUUGGAUCUUUCCUUAGAAACUUCUAGCCAGCAUACAUGGCGUUUCGCUUUAGCAAUUACAUUAAAAUUGAAAAAUUAGUUCAGGUACACCAAUACGAUCGUAGAUUCACUUCGUAUAUAACGUUUCAUUCAAAAAAUGGGUUUAAUAAUCCAGUCAGCUUAAUCAGAUGAGUAAAGAAAUACAUAACUAGAUCGAUGUUUAUUAUUCGGAUGAAAUGGCUUUUCGUUAUAAGAAAGUGAUUAAAUACAAUACAUGGACCUCUCCCCCCAACUCAAAUUAUUUGAAUCAAUUGGUUUAUGACAUACACGAGAUCGAAGAGGCGGUGAUUGUUCGUCUAUGAAAUUCCUUUACAAAGAAGAAGCAUCAUCAACGCGGUAUUAUCCAAUAAUAUUUUGUAUCUAUUUUCAUGAGGCAGAUACCUGUUUUAUGAUUAUAAUUUGUAAUAGUUUAUCUCGUUUUAGCAAUAAUAUUGUUAUAUUUCAAUAUUUCAUUCAUCACGUAAUUAGGGUAUGCUUGAUUAUUCAGAAACAAAAGCUGGCCUGGCCUAUAUGAUAUCGCUGUCUUGAUUAUCAGCAUUGGAUCCAAGAAAAUCUGGCAAAAUAUGUUUUUUUUAAUCAAAGUUCAUAAUUAAUUAAUGUACACUUGUGUUUCUUUUGUAUAAGGUUUUUUCUUUUUUUUGUCUCGUUUCCGGCCCAUGUCGGAUUUGGUCAAAUUUUGAUGAAUUCAUUAGCUACAGGUAUGCUCUACAUGUUGGAUGUAGAGAAGAAUUGUUAGAGAUACUAGUUCUUCCCCAUGACGAUCUUAUUUUGAUAAAUAAUUAACCAAAAAAUCGAUCAAUGUUUUUUUAUUAUAAAAGUUUGAAGAUAAUUCCAAUGCUAAAGUGUGAUGCUUUUCAAUUUGAUGUUUGAUGAAUUGAUAUCAUAGAAGGAGUCUUAUUUUUGGUGUUCCUUUGCCUCGUAUGGUAUAACAACGACAUGAUUCUCUCUUGUAGGUGAGGUUAUUGCGGAAAUUUCUCUUGUAUAUCGUGUAAAUUUUUGAGAAAUGAUUAUGAAUUAAAGAGGAGGUCAAGGAUCUUGGAGGCAAUUGAUCAAAAUGAUCACAUAGGUUUGGACAGUAAUAAUAUGGUCUUAAAGGU